Molecule: messenger RNA, 1284 nt
Organism: Rotaria sordida
Lineage: Eukaryota; Metazoa; Rotifera; Eurotatoria; Philodinida; Philodinidae
Source: the annotation of a GenBank genome assembly
AUGCCAACAGCAAUUGGUCUUUUACCUUCUCAACAAGAAUCAUUUGAACAUCAUGAAGAAUUAAAUUUAUCAGAUUUAACAAAACGUUUUGAUGAAGAUAUUUUAAACAAACAUUUAGUUGUUACAUUUCGAGAUAUUGGUUAUUCACUUUUUCUUGAUUCUGUUCAAAGUAUACCUGAUCAACAUGAUCAAACAAAAACUCGUAUUUCAGGAAAAAUGAUUGUUGAUGGUAUAUGUAUUCAAUUUCUUGGUUGUUUUGAUUGCAGUAAUAAAACACCAGAUCAUUCUGAUGUUCAACAAAUAAAUGGUGUUGGAAGAGUUCAAUUAGAUGAGGAUUAUUAUCGAGAAUUAUCAACAACACAAAUAUUUACAGAAGAAAAAAGUAUUGACUCAUCAGGACACAUUGAAGCCAUGACACAAACAGAAAAAUCAAUAAUUAAAACAAAAACACGAUCUCGAACCAUAAGUGAAAAUCUUUUAGGAAAAAAUCCAUACAAUAAUCCUUUAAAAAGUCCACCAUCAUCUCUUUCUAAUUCACGUUCUCAUUUACAUUCACCAAGUCAUUUACCAUAUACAUUACGAUCACCCCGUACAAUUAAUCAUGCUAAUAAACAACAAUAUCAAGCAUCGUCACCAAUUAAUAUUGAUAGUUCAUCAGUAUCAAGAAGUUCCGGUUUUCAUUCAUCACUUAUAUCACCUUCAUCCAGUGUUCCAAGUUCAUACAAUGAAAAUACUCUCGAUUUACCACCACCACAUCAUAUACCAAUGUUCUGUCAUUCACCUCAAAUUUCAUCAUCUUUUCAUAAUCCUACAACAAUGCCUAUACGAAUUCCUUCCUCAACAUCAUCAAAUAAAGGUAUUCCACCAGCAUCAUUACCACACUUAACUGGUAUGUCUCCAACAACUCAAUCACAUUCAUUACCAAAUUAUUUUCUUCCUCAUCCAAAUUUUGCUUAUUUAAUUACAAAUUCAAAUCAACAUUCAACACAACCAUUUCAUAUAAUAACUCCUUUAAAUCAUCAUUCAUUGCAAUAUCCUAAUACACAUUAUUCAACAUUAUCACAUAUACAAUCAAAUUCAAUAAAUGAAACAUUUUCUUCAUUACAAAAUAAACGAUCAGAUAGUGAAGAAAAUAAACAAACUCAACCAAUGGAUAUAAGUAAACAAUCUGAAGAACAAUUACCAUUUAAAAAACGACGUCAUACUGGUCAAUCAUCAGUAUAUUCACCAAUGGAUACUAAUCAUGAUGACGAUGAAGCAUCGAAUGAAUCGAUGAAAAAAUAA